AUGCUAAACGCCGGCACAUCGACAAGAAAGAAAAGUGUAAGAUUAGAAUGGGUGUUGGCUAGAAUAAGAGGAGGAAGGUUGUGGGAUAACCUUCACCAGGUUUCUUCUGGGUUUUAUUCGUGA
Messenger RNA from Phytomonas sp. EM1, 123 nucleotides. Lineage: Eukaryota; Euglenozoa; Kinetoplastea; Trypanosomatida; Trypanosomatidae. The record is from the annotation of a GenBank genome assembly.